Molecule: messenger RNA, 1660 nt
Organism: Cervus elaphus (red deer)
Lineage: Eukaryota; Metazoa; Chordata; Mammalia; Artiodactyla; Cervidae
Gene: RPL3L
Product: ribosomal protein L3 like
Exons: 10
Coding region: 322-1578 (418 amino acids)
Biological process (GO): ribosomal large subunit assembly; translation
Cellular component (GO): cytosolic large ribosomal subunit; ribosome
Molecular function (GO): RNA binding; structural constituent of ribosome
Source: RefSeq, a predicted model, not a curated record
GGGAGCACGGAGGCCUCCUGGGGAGGGGCAGGUGGGCUCCUGGGGUCUCUCCCAGCAGAGAAGGUCCUUGGGCCUGUGAAGGGGUCAGUGAGUAGGGGGACAGCAGGAGGCCUGGGCUCAGGCCUCCAGGAUGGGUAAGGUGGGGGGACGGAUGGCAGUGGCCCCUUGCCCCUGUGCCCUGGCCGCAGCGAGGAUCUGCUGGGCCCAGCCGGGCAGGACCACUGAGGACCACUGAGGGGAGCCUUUGGGGGCCGGGGGCCGAAGCUGGCUUUGUCCCCAAGACACUGCCCUCGGUGAAGCCUCCCUCCUUUUUCGUGAACGAUGCAGGCCCGGAAGACCACCAGGCCACAGCCUAAGUCCCACCGGAAGUUCUCUGCCCCCCGGCAUGGACACCUGGGCUUCCUGCCACACAAGAGGAGCCGCCGGCAUCGGGGCAAGGUGAAGACGUGGCCUCGUGAUGACCCCAGCCGGCCCGUGCACCUCACGGCCUUCCUGGGCUACAAGGCGGGCAUGACGCACACUCUGCGGGAGGUGCAUAGGCCCGGCCUCAAAAUUUCCAAGCGGGAGGAGGUGGAGGCAGUGACGAUCGUGGAGACGCCACCCCUGGUGGUGGUGGGUGUGGUGGGCUACGUGGCCACCCCGAGGGGCCUGCGGAGCUUCAAGACCAUCUUCGCAGAGCAUCUCAGUGACGAGUGCCGCCGCCGCUUCUACAAGGACUGGCACAAGAGCAAGAAAAAAGCCUUCACCAAGGCCUGUAAGAGGUGGCGUGACGCCGACGGCAAGAAGCAGCUGCAGAAGGACUUUGCCGCCAUGAAGAAGUACUGCAAGGUCAUCCGGGUCAUCGUCCACACCCAGAUGAAGCUGCUGCCCUUCCGGCAGAAGAAGGCCCACAUCAUGGAGAUCCAGCUGAACGGCGGCACGGUGGCUGAGAAGGUGGCCUGGGCCCAGGCCCGGCUGGAGAAGCAGGUACCGGUGCACAGCGUGUUCAGCCAGAGCGAAGUCAUCGACGUCAUUGCCGUCACCAAGGGCAGGGGCGUCAAAGGUGUCACGAGCCGCUGGCAUACGAAGAAGCUGCCGCGGAAGACCCAUAAGGGGCUGCGCAAGGUGGCCUGCAUUGGUGCCUGGCACCCUGCCCGCGUGGGCUGCUCCAUCGCCCGGGCUGGGCAGAAGGGCUACCAUCACCGCACGGAGCUCAACAAGAAGAUCUACCGCAUCGGCCGGGGGCUGCACACAGAGGACGGGAAGGUGGUUAAGAACAACGCAUCCACCAGCUACGACGUGACCGACAAAUCCAUCACGCCGCUGGGUGGCUUCCCGCACUAUGGGGAGGUCAACAACGACUUCGUCAUGCUGAAGGGUUGCAUUGCGGGCACCAAGAAGCGGGUCAUCACAUUGAGGAAGUCCCUCCUGGUGCACCACACCCGCCAGGCCCUGGAGAACAUCGACCUCAAGUUCAUUGACACCACCUCCAAGUUUGGCCACGGCCGCUUCCAGACAGCCCAAGAGAAGAGGGCCUUCAUGGGUCCCCAGAAGAAGCAUCUGGAGAAGGAAAAGCCGGAGACCUCGGGAGACUUGUAGGCAGAAUGAGACGGCGGGGGCCUGGAAGAAGCGCGGCGCAACCCCAGCUGGUGCCCUAGUCUAAUAAAAGCCAGAGGCAGUU